CUGUCUGCUACAUAUUACCGAGAUAUUAGCAACAAUCAAAAUGUAAAAGGAUUUUUUAGUUGCAUAAGCAUAAAAAUUCCCAAAUAUAUUGCCUUUGAUGUAAACACAGACCUAUAUAGAUGUAGCUGAAUGGGUGUAAAUUUGAAAGAAACAUCUGCUGUAGAUGUGCUAAAUACCACUGAUAUUACACUUACUUCUCCCGUGACAAAGGGAGGUAACCUAGGUAGAAAUGUCAAAAAUGGUGAUGAACAUUUUCAUGUUGAGGAGCAUAAACUUAAUUCUAAGGUCCCGAACCAUAACAAGAUCAUCACAUCUUUGGUGGCAGGAGCGGUAGCUGGUGCUGUAGCCAAAACUGUAAUCGCACCAUUAGACAGAACAAAAAUAAAUUUCCAGGUAUCGAACAGACGGUUUUCUUUCAAAUCAGCCAUUAAGUUUAUUUUCCAUACAGUAAAACAUGAAGGUUUUAUAUUUCUAUGGAGAGGCAAUUCUGCCACAAUGUUGAGAAUUGUUCCAUAUGCUGCAAUACAAUACACAGCCCAUGAACAGUAUAAAAGAAUGCUUAACAGAAACCGACGGAAAAAGCAUUUACCACCACAUUUGAGGUUUUUAGCUGGAUCGUUAGCCGGUGUAACAUCCACAUCCUUAACAUAUCCUUUAGAUCUAGUCAGGGCCAGGAUGGCUGUCACAGAGAAAAAUCUGUAUUCUAAUUUAUUUCAAGUGAUAAUCAAGACAUAUCGUCAGGAAGGAUUUCGGACAUUAUGGCGAGGGUAUCUGCCAACAGUUUUAGGCUCAACUAUGUACUCAGGGACUAGUUUUUUCACGUAUGAAACACUGAAGAAACAUCAUGCAGAAUAUGCCAAAGGAGAAGAGCCAAAGCCUAUAGAGAGAUGGUGUAUGGGUGCUGUAGCAGGGUUUGCUUCACAAUCUCUAUCCUAUCCAUUAGAUAUUGUUAGACGACGGAUGCAAACAGCUGGUUGUACGGGUCAUGUCAAUGACUACACUGGUAUUUGGGUGACUGCCACAAGUGUAUACAGAGAAGAAGGAAUUAUAAGGGGAUUAUAUAAAGGCCUAAGUAUGAACUGGAUCAAAGGACCUAUAGCUGUUGGAGUUAGCUUUACUACAUUUGAUAUUACUUUACAAUGGCUACGAAAACAAACAAUUUUUCACAUAGAUGAAUAAUUUGAUAAAUGUUUUAGCUAAUAUAUGACUGCUGAAAUGUUUCAUUCCCAAAUUGACUUAACCAGAACAUGAUUGAUAGUGUAAACAGUGAACCAUCUCUUUCAAUUUUUAGAAUACUUGUAUGCAUCAAUGCUGGAUUUAAAUUGACAUAUUCCUGUUCAUGUUUUAGAUUUAAAGGGAAAAAAAAGAAUGUGUGUUGAGGGUUUCUCCGCUAAGAAUUUUCAAGGUCCAUAUGUUAUGAUAUUGAAGGGGAGUGGGUUUGUCAUAGAUAGAUGUUUGGACCUAGUAAAAUAUACAUAUCAUUUUAUCAUAAGUUCUCUUUUGUAAUCUACCAAUGAACAAAAUGACAUUGAUUAACUUGGUUUACAUCAUCGUCUCAUAUUAUGAAUAAGAAAUUACAAUAACUUAUAUUGGUCAAAAGUUAAUUGUGAAGAAAUCUUCACAGAAACAUCAAG
Molecule: messenger RNA, 1634 nt
Organism: Mytilus californianus (California mussel)
Lineage: Eukaryota; Metazoa; Mollusca; Bivalvia; Mytilida; Mytilidae
Product: mitochondrial coenzyme A transporter SLC25A42-like
Exons: 8
Coding region: 130-1179 (349 amino acids)
Biological process (GO): transmembrane transport
Cellular component (GO): mitochondrial inner membrane
Source: RefSeq, a predicted model, not a curated record